Eucalyptus grandis is the source of this 387-nucleotide messenger RNA. RefSeq names its product glutathione transferase GST 23. Gene Ontology annotation, biological process: glutathione metabolic process. Gene Ontology annotation, molecular function: glutathione transferase activity. The coding region runs from base 1 to 387 and encodes 128 amino acids. Gene Ontology annotation, cellular component: cytoplasm. Lineage: Eukaryota; Viridiplantae; Streptophyta; Magnoliopsida; Myrtales; Myrtaceae. The transcript has a single exon. The record is from RefSeq and is a predicted model, not a curated record.
AUGUCUAAGUUAAAGAUCAUAGUCUCUACGACGAGCUUGCUCUGCACAAGGAUUGAAUGGACUCUAAAAUUGAAGGGCUUCGAGGACGGGAUGAUUGUUGAAGAUUGGAGGAAGCAGAAGAGCGAAUUGCUUUCGAAGUCAAACCCAGUGCACAAGAAGGUCUUGGUGCCUUUGGACGAUGGGGUGGCGAUUGCAAAGUCGAAAGUGAUCCUGGAGUACAUCGAUGAGAAGUGGAAGGGGGGCGAUCCUUUUCCGUUAUUGCCUCAAGACCCCUUCCAGUUCGUUUCCGGGAUCAGUCUGCUUGAGGAAAAGGCGACUCUUUUGACCAUUUUCCCCCAAGUUAUUGUUUUCUCGCCUGCCUGUGUUGUUUUGUUCACGUCAUGGUGA